CACUCUCUCACUCUCGGGGGAGAUAGAUUGUUGUUUGUUGUUUUAAGCCCGAGUUUGGUCCCACCACUCUCAGGAGAGAAGAGAAGAGAAAGCAGAAGUCCGUUAUGUCCCACUGACAGGGACUACAUGGGACGGCCCACUCCGGGGAGCAUCUGAUGGGAUUGUAACACUCUUUCCAGCUCUCUUUGUUUUCUCCCACCAAGAAUAACUCUGCUCCAUGUGUUGGUAGUGCAGCAUCACAGAGGCAACCUCCUAUGUUCAAAUGGACAGCUUUGUGUCAACUUUGCUGGACCUGAUUUUUAAAGACAGAAGAUACCCGGGGGCCAUUGUGGAAGAAUUUGGUUUGCAGCUUUGGAAGAAUUGAAGUGUUCUGUUUCCCGUUUAGGAGUACGGGGGGAAAGAAACGCUCAAGAUAAGUGUUUAUCUUGGCUAAUCUGCGGUGAGCUGAAAGGAGAUCGAGUGAGGAAGUAGUCCCAGAUGAGCACUGACAGCUAACACCAUCCUCAAUUUCACUUGAUGUGAUUCGGCCCCGUAUUAUCACUGUCAGUGAGAUGAUACGCUAACUGGUUCCUAACAGCCAAGACUCUUUGCCUUUUUAGGCUGUUCAUACACACGCACACGCUGGGCUGAACCUUUUUUAUUUUUCCUGGACAUAUCCUUAAAGCCGGGACCAAAAGCUGAACUGCCAAUUGAUUUUUUUCAGUUUGGUGCACUGAGCUGGAAGGGAAUCGCUUCUAGCUAAUAAUUUGUAUCUUAUGAAUAGAGAGAAUACUCAGCAGGUCUGACUUUUACUUUUAGUCUCGCUCCUACCAGGUGCAGCUGAUGAGACUCUUGUGUUUUGCAUGUUGGUGUUACUUUACAUUUUGUCAUUCUUGGACCUGUUUUUCUGCACUGUCAUGUUAGAGGGACCUGUCUUCCCUAGUUUGUGACAACAGACAACAAAAAGGAAUUCAGACAGCUCUCCUUUCCAGUUCCUGACAGCAUGGGGGUUUUGGUCGCUCUGCAAAAGUUCACUUUGUUUACCUCUCGCCUCCCAAAACUGCUGUUUUGAUGCCGCUCUGAACUCAACCCAACUGUUUUUGAACUGCCAAUAAAAUGAUGAACAAAGACUCCCGCUUUUCAAGGAAAAUGCACGGCAACUUCUCCACACGCAGGCACUCGUGCAUUGGUUUUGAUGUGGAGAAUGGCUUGGCAGUGGGGCGCAGCCCCCUGGACCCCCAGGCCAGCGCUGGCUCUGGCGGUCUGGUCUUACAGGCCACCUUUCCUCACAGCCAGCGGCGGGAAUCCUUCCUCUACCGCUCCGACUCUGACUUUGACCUUUCACCCAAAGGUCCUUCCAGAAACUCCUCCACUGCCAGUGACCUGGAAGAAAGCUUGAAGCACUGGGAAGUCAACUGGUUGUCAUCUCGACACACAGAAGACAUGAUUGUCACACCAUUUGCACAGGUCCUCGCCAGCCUGAGGACAGUCCGAAGUAACUUUGCCGUCAUAACCGACCAGCAAGAUCGCACAGUCAGCAAGAUGCGAUCCUCAGGCAGCAACCCGCCAUCCAUGUGCAAGACCAGCCUCGCAGAGGAGCCUCACCAGCAGCUGUCCAUAGAGACGCUAGAUGAGCUGGACUGGUGUCUGGAACAACUAGAGACACUGAAAACUCGACACUCUGUCAGCGAGAUGGCUUCCAACAAGUUCAAGAGGAUGCUGAACAGAGAGCUCACCCAGCUGUCAGAAACCAGUCGUUCAGGGAACCAGGUGUCUGAGUUCAUCUCUAGCACCUUCUUAGAGAAGCAACAUGACAUGGACAUCAUGUCUCCCCCCACCAAGGAGAAGGACAAGAAGAAGCGGCCCAUGUCCCAGAUCAGCGGUGUGAAGAAGGCCACCCACAGCCCCAGCCUCGCCCCCUCCACCAUCCCUCGCUUUGGGGUCAAUGCCAGCCAGGAAGGACUCCUAGCCAAGGAGUUGGAGGAUGUUAAUAGAUGGGGUAUUGACAUCUUCAAGGUCUCUGAGUAUUCUGGGAAUCGCCCACUGACGGUCACCAUGUACACCAUCUUUCAGGAACGUGACCUGCUGAAGUCCUUUAAGAUUCCAGCGGACACUUUCAUUACCUUCAUGAUGACUUUGGAGGAUCAUUACCAUGCCGACGUGGCCUACCACAACAACAUCCAUGCUGCAGACGUGGUCCAGUCCACGCAUGUCUUACUGUCCACACCUGCUCUGGAGGCUGUGUUUACUGAUCUGGAGAUCCUUGCCGCUCUGUUUUCAAGCGCCAUCCAUGAUGUGGAUCACCCUGGAGUUUCCAAUCAGUUUCUCAUCAACACCAACUCAGAGCUGGCCCUGAUGUACAAUGACUCGUCGGUGCUGGAGAAUCACCAUCUGGCUGUUGGCUUUAAGCUUCUGCAGGAAGAUAACUGUGACAUCUUUCAGAACCUCGGCAAAAAGCAGAGACAGUCGCUGCGCAAAAUUGUCAUUGAUAUGGUGCUGGCCACAGAUAUGUCUAAACAUAUGAACCUCCUGGCAGACCUGAAAACCAUGGUGGAGACCAAGAAAGUGACCAGUCUAGGAGUCCUACUGCUGGACAACUACUCAGACCGCAUACAGGUCCUUCAGAACAUGGUGCACUGUGCAGACCUGAGCAACCCCACCAAGCCUCUCGAGUUGUACCGGCAGUGGACGGACCGCAUCAUGGUGGAGUUUUUCACCCAGGGGGACAGGGAGAGAGACAAGGGCAUGGAGAUCAGCCCCAUGUGUGACAAACAAAACGCCUCAAUAGAGAAGAACCAGGUGGGAUUCAUUGACUACAUUGUUCAUCCUCUGUGGGAGACGUGGGCCGACCUCGUCCACCCAGAUGCUCAGGAGAUCCUGGACACACUGGAGGAUAACAGAGAAUGGUACCAGAGCAUGAUCCCCCACAGCCCCUCGCCCCAUCCAGAGGACCAGCAGGACGGAGCCCAUGCCGGGGAAUCCUCAGCGCUCAGUGGUGGCUCUAUUUCGGCCGACAAGUUCCAGUUUGAGCUGACAUUGGAAGAAGAGGGAGAGUCUGAUACAGAGAGUCCACCUGAGGAAGAGGAGGGCUCUAGCGGCAGUAGGGGGCCUGAACUCUCCAGAACAGAUUCUGGCAGUGGAUUUGAUGCAGUAUCUGCUACGACUCUCCUGCUCACCAAAAAGCUCUCCACUGAUUCAGACAGGACGUUUUCUUUAGACUCUGAUAAAGAUAUGGCAGAAGACCGAGAAACAGACCAGGAAGGCGUCUCCGGGGUAUCACGCUUCAGACUUGGCACAUAGCACCUGUCAAAAGUUGUAUUUCUUUUGGCCUUUUGUUUAUUUUUCUCGAUUUCGGUGCCUCCUCUGUCACUCCCCUUCUCCCGCUCCAACCAAGCUCCACCAACUCUAGUUUCUGCAGUCAGGGUGACAGCAAGCCUCGGGUUGGGGAGUGCACGUGGGUGUGGGGGUGUCAAGAAAGUCUGCAGUUUUACACAGCAGUCAUUUCCACCGGAGGGAGACAGAUAGACUGAGUCACUGUUCUAAUAGAGGACCAGUCCUUUGUGGUCUGUGUCUCUCAGUCAGACAUAUACUGUGGAUAAAGUUCUACAGACACGAUCAGAUGUUUAAAACAAAUCUUUUACCAGCCAACUCAAGCUCUACUACAACAAAUGACGGAGCUGUCUUCCUCUUUUGUGAAGGAAGUGAGGAAGUGAUGAAUGAGUGAAAAAAAAUGAGUGAAAACACGACAACAUCUUGUGAGACAUCUUGCCAAACUUACAAUUUACAGGGACAAUGCUGCUUUGCCUGCUUUUUUAGUGUUUGUUUAUUCUGUUAUCUUUUAUUUACGUCCACAUGCAGUGAAAUGCAGUAAAUGAAGAUACAGUAAAUAGAAGACUUGUAUAAGUGUAAGCAAAGUAUUGGCAGAAAGGAGCUAUGCCUGAUUUUAUGCAGGAAACUUUAAAUGUAGCAGACUUUUUGAGUGACUCUAUCAUUAUUAUUGUAUAAGUAGCACUCCUUUCAGCUGGUGUUGCACAGCCCAUUUAAUUGUGUUCAGCAAGCAGUAGUUUCAGAAAAACAUGACUAUAAUAAAGUGGCUGGCAGAACAUAUUAUUUUGAGAUUUUCGGUUGUUUUAGGCUUAUUAUUUCCAUUUUUAUAAUCCUUAACUAUAUAUUGUUCAGCGACAAAACUGAGCCAGGGUCAGUGAAGUGUUAUACAGUCAAGGAAUUACAUCCAAAGCAAUGUGGGCUGUGCACAUGGUGCCUCCCAGUGUUGACAAGUGGAACUGAAGUUCUAGCAUUGGAGGUAAAUAAUUAGCAAGGUUUUGCAUAGGCCUGUAUGGAAAAUACAUUUAAAACGUAUUUAACUGUAGGACUACCCAAAAUAUCAGUUAUGUUUCAGUUUUAUUUCUCUUAAAUUUUUGUUGUUUGUUUGUUUUAUUUCAAGUCACUCAUUUUGACAUUCUUAGUAUUUGGCACCCAUUUUAUCAGUUUGCCUUCAAGUUAUGCACUUUACAGUUUUGUUCAUAACUAGCCCUCAUUGUGGUUUUUAAGGGCUUGAGCCAAAACAUGAACACUUUGGAGGCUGUUGACAAAAACAACAGCUUGUCCAUCCAUGGCUGUCAAGCAACCAGCACAGACAUUAUGCAAAAAGUAAAUGCUGCAGUACAGCUGUGAAUGCAUUAAACUAUCCAUUGAAAUCCAUUUCCGUUACUACAUAAUGUGUUACUACACAGCAUCCACCUACUAAAAUGUCCUUUAUGGAAACAUUCACUUGCAUACAUUACUAGAUGAUAAGGGCAGUGUGUCGGAAGCACAAGGGUUGCAAAAAAAGAAUGUUAGCAUCGUUGUAACUGCAAAAAUAUAAAAAUAAUCCAGGAGACAGUUUCAUAUGGCAGAUUUUUUUUUUUUUCAUCUUUUUUCUCUCAUUGAUCAAUAUUUCGCUCUUCACAGGGACAUAGUCAAUGACAAAACAAGUGCCAAGCAAGCAUGACACAACCCGUACUGUAAUUUCCAUUUUGCCACUGGCUACUUUCCAUCAGUGACUGAUAAAGUUGGUUGAUUGUAGCGCCCUGUGUGCCAAUCUGACCCGAGUGUCUGUUCCUUUUUUUUCUAACUCUUUUCCUUUUUGUUCAAACAGUAACUGAAACUGACAUUUUCUUAAAACAGUGAUGUGUUUUAUGCGUGUGCGAGUGAAUGACUGGGUCGACUUUUUUUGAUGUAUUUGCUAAGAAAAAAACCAAAGCACUUUGUACGGUACUUUUACAGUUCUGCACUUCCAGUACAGUUGAACAUGUAUGGUGACUGUUUCACUGUUUGUUUUUUUCUGUUGGCAAAUAGCCUGGUGGUUGAGUUGAAUUGCACGGGCUGGACCACUACAGCUCUUAAAGGUCAGAUGUUGGAGGGACUGAAGUUCUUUUUUAUAAUUGACUGCACACAAAAAAAUGUGUUUUGUUGAAAUGCAUGACAUUGGCUGCAGGAUUUAAAGAACUUUUUUUUGUAUUACCAUGAAACAGAGUAAAUCAUGUGUUAAUUAAUGUGUGAACAAGCUGAAAAGUUUUUUGACGCCUUAUUUUCAAACCUGGGAUUUUUUUUUUUCUGGUCAUAGAUGUGUUCACUGUCAUGCUGGAUUAAACAUGUGCAAUCCUUUCUGUAGCCAUAAACAGCACCACACAGACCAACACUCAAGGAUGCCUUCAACAUUAAGGUCUAUUUAACAACUUAACGAGCACAACAUGCGAAUAUUCAGUCUGUCUCUCUGCAUGUCACUGUUUGAUUUUGUGUAUUUUCCUCACAGUUCUUCGUGUACAGUUUAUUUAUUAUUUCUAUAUUAUCUGUCAGAAUCGAUGGAACGGUAGACUUCUUUUAGUCUGAGGUUUAGUAUAGAUUGAUGUGUAGAAAGUCACACAGGACAUAUUUCGACUAUAACUCAGCUUUUUUUCCUUUUCAUUACUUUAUUGUCUGCAAAUAACGUGAUACAUAAGCAAAAAUACUCACUUUCAUUUUUUUCUUGGUAUAAAAAUAGUUUAGUGGCAGAUUUCCGUAUGAGUUUUCUGAAACAUCUCUCAUCUCCUGUCUUCCUCAGUUUCCACUGAUCUGAACAGAUCUUACAGUAAGACGUGUUUGAUUCACAGCGAAGAUAAUAUAGUCACACAGCGUCAAGUCAUCCUAGAUCUGUAUUUCCGUUCUUAGAGAUAAUAGAAUGAGGAUCAUGAACUAAAGACUGCAGCUUUGACAAUCCAAACUGUUAGCCCUCUCUCCAACUAGAACUGUAUGCCUUGCCAAUAAAAGAAAAAGUAUUCACUCUU
Messenger RNA from Anarrhichthys ocellatus (wolf-eel), 6284 nucleotides. It is a transcript of the gene pde4ca, whose product is annotated as phosphodiesterase 4C, cAMP-specific a. NCBI's taxonomy places the organism in Eukaryota, Metazoa, Chordata, Actinopteri, Perciformes, Anarhichadidae. Gene Ontology annotation, molecular function: 3',5'-cyclic-nucleotide phosphodiesterase activity. The coding region runs from base 1096 to 3279 and encodes 727 amino acids. Gene Ontology annotation, biological process: signal transduction. The record is from RefSeq and is a predicted model, not a curated record. The transcript is spliced from 16 exons.